This is a messenger RNA of Lodderomyces beijingensis, 1908 nucleotides long. NCBI's taxonomy places the organism in Eukaryota, Fungi, Ascomycota, Pichiomycetes, Serinales, Debaryomycetaceae. The record is from the annotation of a GenBank genome assembly.
AUGGGUAGAAGAGCUAAGAAUAAACAGGGGGCUCCACCUAGCUUUGAUGAGUUUCAAGCUCUGAGGGACAAGAAGUUGCAAAAGAGCCAGAAGAAGAGUUUGAAAACUGAAAAGCCAGAGAUCAAGUCUAAACCAGCCAACACCAAUGCCAACUCCAAAAGGAAACAUGAAGCUUUGGAAUCUACAAAGCCAACCAAAAAGACAAAGGUGGAGCGCGCACCUAAAGAUGUAGAGGAAGAAGAAGAGGAACUUCCCGAAGUAGACUUGCAAGAAUUGGCAUCUGCUAGGAAAUCAUUGUUUGAUGAUUCCGAAGGUGAAGAACAAGGUGAAGACGAAGAAGACGAGGAAGAACUCGACGAUGACGAAUUUGACGUUGAAAAUUACCAAGACGAACAAGAUCCAGAAGAUCUCGAUUCCGACGAAGAAGGUCGGGUGAAGCACAUGUUCUCCGAUGACGACGACGACGAAGAAGAUCUCGAGGGCUUGAACGCCCAAAACAUGGAGCUUUACUCUAAACAAUUGGACGAAGAAGACGAGCUCGAGGCCGAAGAGGCCCAGAAAGAGCUUUUGGAAGAAGGCACUGUGCAGCCGAGAGCCAAAGUUUUGCCCACUGCCGCCGAAGAAGAACAGAUGUCGCAGGGCCCACAAGACGUCACCAUGGUGAGGACUAGAAUGUUGGAAAUUGUAAAGGUGUUGGAAAACUUCAAAGUAUUGGCCGAGGAAGGCAAAUCGAGAGCAGACUACGUGUCGAGGCUAGUCAAAGACAUCUGCGAAUAUUUCGGAUACUCCGAAUUAUUAGCAGACAAGUUGUUCAACUUGUUUUCACCAGCGGAAGCGAUCGAGUUUUUCGAGGCCAACGAGAUUGCAAGACCAACCACUAUCAGAACCAAUACUUUGAAAACUAGAAGACGCGACUUGGCCCAGAGCCUAGUCAACCGAGGGGUGAAUUUACAGCCCAUUGGCUCGUGGACCAAAGUUGGCUUGCAAAUAUUCGACUCGCAAGUGCCCAUCGGGGCUACACCCGAGUACUUGGCGGGACAGUACAUCUUGCAAGCAGCAUCGUCAUUUUUACCCGUAAUGGCUCUAGAUCCGCAGGAAAACGAACGUAUUUUGGAUAUGGCUGCCGCGCCAGGCGGUAAGACAACCUACAUUUCGGCCUUGAUGAAAAACACCGGCUGCAUCUUUGCCAACGACGCCAACAAGGCACGUACAAAGUCUUUGAUUGCCAACAUCCACAGGCUCGGUUGCAAGAACACGAUAGUGUGCAACUACGACGCGAGAGAGUUCCCGAAAGUGAUUGGUGGGUUCGAUAGGAUCUUGUUGGACGCCCCGUGUUCGGGAACAGGUGUCAUUUCCAAGGAUGAAAGCGUCAAGGUAAGCAGGACGGAAAAGGAUUUCAUUCAAAUCCCCCAUUUGCAAAAACAGUUGCUUUUAUCCGCAAUAGAUUCAGUCGACGCCAACUCGCCCACGGGCGGAGUUAUAGUAUACUCCACGUGUUCAGUUGCCGUGGACGAGAACGAAAUGGUUGUCGACUACGCUUUAAGAAAGAGACCAAAUGUCAAAUUGGUCGAAACUGGUUUAGCGAUAGGGAAAGAAGGGUUCACUUCGUAUCGCGGCAAACACUUUAACCCAUCCUUGAAGUUGACAAGGAGGUACUAUCCUCACAUAUACAAUGUCGAUGGUUUCUACGUUGCUAAAUUCAAAAAGAUUGCGCCAUCGCCACACGAUGUUUCCAAAGCUGGUGCCAGAGAAAAGGAAAAUGCCGCUCGGGCAGAAGCCGAGAAGGAAGGAAUCAUCCAUGAUGAUUUUGCCACUUUUGAUAACGACGAAGAUGAGGCCAUCAUGGAAAAGUCCAAAAAGAUUAGUUUGAGGAAGAAAGGAAUUAACCCGCACGCAAAAAAGAUAUAG